Messenger RNA from Raphanus sativus (radish), 1056 nucleotides. Its product is annotated as reticulon-like protein B5. Bases 102 to 857 code for a protein of 251 amino acids. The record is from RefSeq and is a predicted model, not a curated record. The transcript has 4 exons. Lineage: Eukaryota; Viridiplantae; Streptophyta; Magnoliopsida; Brassicales; Brassicaceae.
GAACCUCACGCUUCUUCUUCCCCUUUCCUCUCGUCUCCACCCAUUCACGUUCCAUAUAUUUUCAAAAAUCCUCUGUUGAAUUUCGAAACUCGUGAAAACCAAUGGCGGAGGAAAUUGAGAAAUCGAUGCCCGCGGAGCAGUCUCUGAUGGACAAGAUCUCCGAGAAGAUCCACCAUCACGACUCGUCGUCUGACUCCGAGUACGAGAAACCUGAUUCGCCAUCGGCUGUGAAAGCGAAGAUCUAUCGCUUGUUUGGCAGAGAGAAACCUGUCCACAAGGUCCUCGGCGGUGGAAAGCCUGCUGAUGUGUUCUUGUGGAGGGAUAAAAAACUGUCAGCUGCUGUUCUUGGUGUGGCCACUCUCAUCUGGGUUCUCUUUGAGCUGGUUGAGUAUCACUUGUUGAGUCUUUUGUGUCACGUUUCGAUACUUGCUCUUGGAGGCUUGUUUCUCUGGUCCAAUGCUCACACUUUCAUCAAAAAGAGUCCACCUCAGAUUCCAGAAAUCCAUGUUCCAGAGGAGCCUUUCCUUUUGAUUGCUUCUUCCCUCAGAAACGAACUAAACCAAGGUUUUGUUAUCCUGCGAAGCAUUGCCUUAGGCAGGGACCUUAAAAAAUUCUUCAUGGUCGUUGUUGGUCUAUGGAUCAUCUCGGUGGUAGGCAACUGGUUCAACUUCCUGACUCUGGUGUACAUCUGCUUCGUGUUGUUGCACACAGUGCCAAUGAUGUACGAGAAACACGAGGACAAGGUUGAUCCAUUUGCAGAGAAAGCGUUCAAAGAGUUGCACAAACAUUACCUUGUGUUUGAUGAAAAGGUUGUUUCUAAGAUCCCCAUUGCUUCCCUCAAAGCUAAGUUGGGUUAACCAGAGACUUGUGUCUGUUUCCUUUCGUAUACUUGUUUUUGUUUUUUGUUUUGAUAUUUUGAUCAAUGUGAAAUUGGUGGGUCAUUUUCAGAGUUUUGCACGCUAAUGACCCAAAUGUUCUGCAUCACAUUUUGUUUGCAGUUUUUUUUGUUGUAAUUUUUCGAAUUAAAAAGAUAUUACACAUUUGCCUUUCCGGCUA